Molecule: messenger RNA, 960 nt
Organism: Heterobasidion irregulare TC 32-1
Lineage: Eukaryota; Fungi; Basidiomycota; Agaricomycetes; Russulales; Bondarzewiaceae
Product: Esterase/lipase/thioesterase
Exons: 6
Coding region: 1-960 (319 amino acids)
Biological process (GO): proteolysis
Molecular function (GO): serine-type peptidase activity
Source: RefSeq, a predicted model, not a curated record
AUGUCGGCGAGCCGUCAGUCUACCAAAGUAUCUAUUCCCCACACCUCCGAGGAUGGGAUCUCCAUCGUUGGAUCCCUUGAACAGCUGGAACCCACUAAGCCGACCCAAGGUCGCAAGAUUGCAUUGUUCUACGCACCACACGCGUACCGAUCGGACGGUGGCAGACAUAAAGAUUACUUGUUCCAGAAACGUUUAGCACUGAGCCUUCCCUUAGAUUCUUUUCGCUUUGAUUUCCGCGGCAAUCAUGAGACAGGAGGCACGUGGAAAUAUAGUGGACUAACGGAGGACAUGGAAGACUUAUGCAUCGUCGUGGACCAUCUGACGCGCGUGUACGGCUACGAGAUCGAUUUGUUGGUUGCCCACUCGCGCGGUAGCCUCGUGGCUUUCCACUGGUUCUGCACCUCUGAAGAUGCGAAGCGCGUCGGCGGCUUGGUGAAUGUCUCAGGGCGCUACCAAAUGAACAGGAUCUACGAGCAAACGCAGCAAUACCAGGCUUCCUUCAAGGAGCGGGGGUACUAUGAUUGGGAGACCGUCGUUGCGCGGAAGCGCGUCGUUGGUCGGAUCUACCCUUCCGAUAUCGAGCAGUUCGCCAAUUGGCGUGGGACCGCCGCUGUCUGGGACAAGUUCCCGCAGCACACUGAUGUGCUCUCCGUACACGGUCUCGCGGACAAGACUGUAUCCCCGUACGACUCAAUGAUCUUCGCUCGCGCAUUGGGAGCUCGCGAGGGCGGGACGCACAACCUCCAUUACAUCGAAGACGGGGACCACAUCUUUACAGGAGUGCGUCUGCUCCCCGUCCUGCUCUGUCUUACCAUCCUAAUUGCAUCAAUCAUGGGUUUCUCCGCCAUCGCUCAGAAGCACGACGAGGUCAUCCAAACCAUCUUGGCGUGGUGGGAGAUGCGCACGCGCGGGGAACUCAGGACGGGCGUGUGGCAGACAGGCAUACGGGGCAAGCUUUGA